AUGAGUACCGGAUCAUCAAGGGAAGAAUUGCAGAAGAAGCUUCACGAGAAACUUGAUAAGUUUAGAUCUCAAAGGAAGCUUCCGAAAGACACUGACCGAAAAACACUGGUUCAAAUACGUAAAGAAAAAGCUGAACAAAGAGCGCAAGCGAAAAAGGGGGCAAAGGCAGCUGCUAGAGUAACUGAACAAAGAAAAGGCACUAAACCAGAUGCAGCCUCUGAAGACAAAGAACUAGGAAGCUUGGAACACGCGGUCAACCCGACCACAGGAACGCCGGACAUCACUUAUGGAACACUUCUUCUUGGACAAGACAAGUUUACCAAUGGCGAACUAAAGAAGUCUAGCAAACGAAAGGGCCCAACAGAUGUUUACGGGGCCAUGAAGCAUUUGGAAGCGAAAAGGGCACGGGUCGAACAGUACGAUGAAGAGAAAAAGAAAAAAAUUGAAGAAAGUGAUACCUGGCAUCGGGUUUUGCUUCAAGCAGAGGGCAAGAAAUUACAGGACAACGAAAAACUUUUGAAGAAAACCAUGAAGCGGAAGGAAAAGGAGAAGAAAACCUCAUCGAUGGCCUGGCUAGAACGAAACAAGGCGGUACAUCAGACAAUGGCCCAACGACAGAAGAAACGCGAAGAGAAUCUUCAGAAACGCCGAGAUAGUAAAAAGUCCAAUAAGAAGUCUGCUAAGAAGUCGGAUAAAAAGCCAGACAAAAAGUCGGAUAAAAGGUUUGAUAAAAAGAACAAAAAGCCAAAGCCUUCUAAAGGAAAGUAA
Messenger RNA from Schizosaccharomyces osmophilus, 768 nucleotides. Its product is annotated as ribosome biogenesis protein Rrp14. Gene Ontology annotation, cellular component: nucleolus. The transcript has a single exon. Bases 1 to 768 code for a protein of 255 amino acids. The record is from RefSeq and is a predicted model, not a curated record. Gene Ontology annotation, biological process: ribosomal small subunit biogenesis; ribosomal large subunit biogenesis. Gene Ontology annotation, molecular function: RNA binding; DNA binding. NCBI's taxonomy places the organism in Eukaryota, Fungi, Ascomycota, Schizosaccharomycetes, Schizosaccharomycetales, Schizosaccharomycetaceae.